This is a messenger RNA of Triplophysa dalaica, 1703 nucleotides long. Its product is annotated as polyadenylate-binding protein 1-like. The record is from RefSeq and is a predicted model, not a curated record. The transcript is spliced from 6 exons. NCBI's taxonomy places the organism in Eukaryota, Metazoa, Chordata, Actinopteri, Cypriniformes, Nemacheilidae. Gene Ontology annotation, molecular function: poly(U) RNA binding; mRNA 3'-UTR binding; poly(A) binding. Gene Ontology annotation, cellular component: ribonucleoprotein complex; nucleus; cytosol. Bases 653 to 1444 code for a protein of 263 amino acids.
CGUAGCGUACCUUCUACAAACAACAAACAUUGAUUUGACGAGCCGCUGGACGAGACGGAGCGAUCUUCAGAUUUGCAUUUUCCAUUUCUUGACUUUAUUGAUACAUUCAUUUCGUUAAUUUAUUCAUUUAUCAAUACAUUUUCAUCUGAAUUACUCAGUGUCAUAAUUUUGUCUGGUUUUAACAUUUCUUGUUUUUAACGUAUUCUCAGUCCGUGAGUUGUUAUUUUCACAGGUCAGAUGACAUCGUUCAUCGGAGGAAGCUCUUGUGGAGCUGGCGUACCGAGGGAUCAGAUCGCCUCGUUGUUCGUGGGGGACCUUCAUCCAGAAGUGUCCGAGUUCGUCCUCCAUCAGACGUUCAGCCCGUUCGGUCCGAUCCAGUCCGUGCGGGUCUGCAGAGACAGGGUGACUCGGCGAUCCCUGCGGUAUGGUAAUGUUAACUUUGUUAACCACGCCAAUGGUAAGUUAUCUCUCCGUUCUUCACCUUGACAUCUUGGUAAUAAACAUUUGAAUUUGAAAUUUCAGUCUUGUGUAUUUUUCUCCUCGAUGUUGUUUCCUGUAAAUCAUCUUUCAAUUAAGCUAUGUGAAGUGUGCCGUACAAACAAAUUUGCUACGUCUUGUCUCUUAUCAACUCUGUCUUUCAGCUGAGAGCGCCAUGGACAGCCUUAUGUGUCAGGAUCUUCUGGGCAGACCCAUGCGGAUCAUGUUCUCCCAGCGUGAUUCCACUCUGAGGACGACUGGGGUCGGGAACAUCUUCAUCAAGGGUCUGGCCAGCAGCAUCGAUGGUGGCAGCCUUUAUGACAGCUUCUCAAUUUUUGGGAAGAUCCUGUCCUGCAAGGUGGUCUGCGAUGCACAUGGAUCCAAAGGUUAUGGAUUCGUCCACUUUGCCACCUUUGAAGCGGCAGAGAAGGCCAUCAAAGCGCUUGAUGGCAUGUUGUUGGACGACCAGCUAGUGUCCAUUGGCCACUUUAAAACCUUUCAAGAGCGUCAUGUUGAGCAGCAGGUCAUGGCUCAGGACAAUGAGAGGCACUACCCGGUGAGUCUGUACGUGUGUAACCUGCCCUAUAGCUUCAGUGAGCAGCAGCUGUACAGAGCGUUUUCACCCUUUGGAAGCAUCAUCAGUGCCAAGUUGAUGAAGGAGGCCGGACGCAGCCGAGGCUUUGGAUUCGUCAGCUUCUCCACCCUCAACGAUGCGACCACGGCCGCGUCUGUCAUGAACGGGCGAGUGGUUGCCGGCAGGGCGUUGCGGGUCACUCUGUCUCGUCACAAUGAGCAGAAGACCCAGGCUGAGAAGCAGGACAGCAGCAGUGAAUCGCUUCCUGCUGGACGGUUUACGUCUGCUGUUCCUCAAGUUCAAAAACGCCUUGACGUUCAGCCUGAAAACCAGCUCGCGCUCCAGCCCGUCAGUCGACAGACAGCAGCGUGCGACCUCGCUCAGAGUCAGUAGCCUCUUCAUAUCUUACUCAUUCUGUAAAUGAUGCUUCGUCAGCCCCUUCGUAUUCACAUUAUUAUUCACUCCCAAGUAUUUAUAGAGGAUGUACAUCUUUCCAUGUCUACAGGUGAGAGUCUCCGCCCACCGAUGCCUGUCGUCCUGUGGGAUGAUGUUCGUACUCGGCCUCAGCGCCUGCUGGUCUCUCAGGUGCUUCUGGAAUACCGGGUCAGUGCUCACGCAUCAUGCAUCUGAUCUCACUUCGACCACUUCUAGA